AUGGACUUCGACAACACGACCAUCUCCGAAGCAGAUCUGACACGCCUCCUGCCCACCUGUCAAAGAUGCCGCCGCCUGAGGAGGAAGUGUGACACGAACCUGCCUGCCUGUCGCCUGUGCCUCAAGGGCAAGGCCGAAUGUACCUUUUUCGACCAUGCCUUGCAACAGACCCUACCGCGAAGCUAUGUGCAUUCGCUAUUGACGCGUCUCAGCCGGUUACGAGCUGUCCAAGCCUCGGUGAACGGGGAGGUUGUGCCAUUGACUCCCUUCCAGCCGCCGCAUCAUGAAAGAAAUGCUUCGCUCACAUCCACCAACCUCGACCCUCCGACCAACGACUGGGGCACAUACACAAGCGACCUAUCUUUUGACAAGCACUUCAUCAUCGAACAUGCAAAUCCGACGUGCUGGCAGUUUCUCGGCAGCAGCUCCCCAUAUGCUUUGGUGGUCGAGGUCCUCGUGCACGCCCAGGCGAAGCUAGGCCCCAUGGUCCAUCAUCCAGACUAUGCCGGUCCCGAAUUCUGGCUCAACGCUCAGAGCACCGAGGUCGCCGAGCCUCUGCAGCCGCGAGCUACCCCAUCUCGAACCGAGAUCCAGAUGCUCAUCGGUCUGUACAUGUCCACCACGAACAUCAUGAUGAACUUUUUCGACCCGGAAGAUAUGACCUACGAGAUCGACACGUAUCUCCGCCAUCAUGGCUCGAAUGUCAAAUACCUCGCCGGAAAAGAGGCACACCAAUUCUUCCGGGUUGCCAUGAUCUGUGCCAUCGCUUCGGCGAACAAGGCAAGGCAUCAUUCUGUCUACGAUACCGAGUCUAUGGCCUAUUAUGCCGAGGGGCUGCAAUGCGUAGAGGAGGUCACAUCCGAUGUGUCUUGUGAUGCCCUGCAGGCACUGCUGCUAUUGAUCCUCUUCACACUCUUCCAACCCCGAAAAGGCGAUCUCUGGAAACUGUUGGAUUUUGCCUGUCGACUGAGCGUGGAGCUCAACUAUCACACCGAACCCAACGAUGAGUACGAAGACGAGAAGAGUCGAAAGAGACGCCGCGGCAUUUUCUGGGGCCUGUACUGCAUCGAGCGAACCAUGGGUCAACACCUUGGUCGACCCUCGGACCUGACCGAAGAGAUCAUCACUGCAGAAUAUCCUGCCGCAAUCAACGAGGCUACCAUGGCAGAUCCAGAGAAAAUCCAGAGUAUCCUCACAUCCCACUAUUACAGACUGACAUAUCUCCGCUCGGAAAUCUUCCGAGAACUAUAUCUGCCGGCGCUGGCCCCCAGUCUACCUCGGAUGUGGUAUGAGCACAGUGUUGAGUCAAUGUUGGCGUGGCGACGAGAACUCCACUUCAUUGAGAGCAACGUGGGCAUGGGCAGCAUGACAUGCGACAUGGGAUUCGACACGUCAAUCUGCUUCCUAUUCCAGCCUCUGUUGUUGCGAGCAUUGGCGGCCACCAAGGAACCCAUGCUUGGCCCGGAAAUCACCGAAGUCAUCCCUCGAGAAAGCUAUCAUUCAGCUGUCAAAGUGGUCGACUUCUACAACAAAAUCUUCCGCGGCGCCGAGGGAACUGCUUGGGGCAUGUAUCCGAUCACCAUAGUCUCCGCGCACUACAUUCAUCAAGCCACUAUCACCAUUAUGGCGCAUUGCUUGUUGGCGAUUGACGGGCGUCUGCCCGUGGUGAGCUUCUCCCGCGAGCUCAGUGGUGAGGCGGAAGGACCGGUAGACUUCCACGGAAUCCAUGAGAUCUCGGGCACAUGCUUGAUUUUGCUGAAUACACUGUCCAAAAAGUGGGCAGGCAUGGUUGGUAUUCUCGACAUCUACAAAAGCCUGCAGGCCAAGGUCUUGCCCAUCAUGAUGCGGAGCGGGCUCGGCUGA
Messenger RNA from Cladophialophora yegresii CBS 114405, 1863 nucleotides. RefSeq lists its product as uncharacterized. The transcript is spliced from 2 exons. NCBI's taxonomy places the organism in Eukaryota, Fungi, Ascomycota, Eurotiomycetes, Chaetothyriales, Herpotrichiellaceae. The record is from RefSeq and is a predicted model, not a curated record. Gene Ontology annotation, molecular function: zinc ion binding; sequence-specific DNA binding; DNA-binding transcription factor activity, RNA polymerase II-specific. Bases 1 to 1863 code for a protein of 620 amino acids. Gene Ontology annotation, biological process: positive regulation of transcription by RNA polymerase II; DNA-templated transcription.